Oryzias latipes (Japanese medaka) is the source of this 981-nucleotide messenger RNA. Its product is annotated as olfactory receptor 4B13-like. Gene Ontology annotation, molecular function: olfactory receptor activity; G protein-coupled receptor activity; odorant binding. The record is from RefSeq and is a predicted model, not a curated record. Gene Ontology annotation, cellular component: membrane. Gene Ontology annotation, biological process: detection of chemical stimulus involved in sensory perception of smell; G protein-coupled receptor signaling pathway. NCBI's taxonomy places the organism in Eukaryota, Metazoa, Chordata, Actinopteri, Beloniformes, Adrianichthyidae.
AUGUCCGGUCUGAUAGUUAUUGCCUUUUUGAUCAUCAUUUUGAGCACUGAUAUGAAUGUGACAUACAUAAUAAGUCUUAUUGGUUUUGUGGAGAUAGAAAAGUACAGGUAUUUUUAUUUCUUUAUGAUGUUACCUGUCUAUAUUUUCAUUGUCUGCAGCAAUUGUACAAUAAUUUCUCUGAUUGUGAUUCACAAGAACCUUCAUGAGCCUAUGUACAUUUUCAUUGCAGGACUAUUGAUCAACUCUGUUCUUUUCAGCACAAACAUCUACCCCAAACUCCUAACGGACCUGUUAGCCACAAAACAGGUCAUCUCUUAUCAAGCCUGUCUUUUUCAGGUUUUUGUCUUUUACUCAUUCAGUUGUUCAGAAUUCUUACUGCUGGCAGCCAUGUCUUAUGACAGAUAUGUGUCCAUAUGUAAACCUCUGCAAUAUGCGAUCAUUAUGAGAAGAACAAUUGUUUUUGUUUUACUGGGGCUGGCCUGGAUUGUACCUUUUUGUCAUAUUGUCAUUAUUGUUGUUGGUGGAAAUGCAAAUUCAGAACUUUGCAGCUUUACAUUGAACGGUAUUUUCUGCAACAAUUCUUUAAAUUAUCUUUUCUGUGCAGGUUCUAAAGCUCUGUUGACAUUUGGUUUAGUUACUCUGUUUAACAUUGCUAUUCUUCCCAUGCUGUUCAUAAUUUUUACAUAUAUAAAGAUUCUCUUAGUGGUUAAUAAAGGUUGUAGAGAAGUCAGAAGAAAAGCUGCUCAGACCUGUUUACCUCACCUGCUGGUUUUAAUCAACUAUUCUUGUUUGAUGAUUUAUGACAUAAUUAUAAUUAGGCUGGAGUCAAAUUUUUCAAAGACUGCUCGCUUUAUAAUGACACUGCAGAUGAUCAUGUACAAUCCUCUUUUCAAUCCAUUCAUCUAUGGACUAAAAAUGACAGAAAUUUAUAAACACUUGAAGAAGUUGUUCUGCUUUUCCAGAUAUUACUCGUCUUCGUGA